CGGGCUGGGGGUCCCCCUCCGCCGGGGGGGCCCCCCGUCGCCGCGGACGAUGAGUGGGACGAUAUGGACGACUUCGACCUGUCGGGCAUCGAGAAGAGAUUCUCCAAACCAGCCGUUUUGUCCCCCAAAGGCCAGAGGGCCGCCUGCAAGGCUCCCCGGAGACCGAGCUCCCGUAUCGAUAAGCUGUCCGAGACCGUGAAUGGCGACGCAGCGUCCCCAAAACCUGGCGCUUGGGAGCCUAAAGGAACGCCUCCCGCUGAGGAAGAGCAGCACUCAUCCCAAGGGUCUGUCAUCUGUCUUGGGGACUCGGUCCACUGUGGCGGCGACAAGAUUGUGGGCGAGGAUCUUCGGGAGAAUUUAACAACUGACGUGACUUUGGAUGAUGAGAGGGAAGAGGCUCGCACAGCUACCACUGAUAAAAGUGGUGGAAGCCAGAAGCUAAGCAACAGUGAGAAAAACAGCCAACCAGAGACGGAUGAGAUCAGCAACGAGCUGUUAGCAAACAUUGAGUUUGAAGAGGAUGAUUACUUAGAUGUAGUUCCACCUUCCCCUGAAGAAGAGCUGCCUUCCUUCUCACCAUCUGUAAAAAGCAUUAGUAAUAUUUUCAAAGAAUCUCCUACUGGUGGAAGAUCAACAGCAAAUGGCAUUGAGUCUAAGCCUGAGAAGAUUACAGCAAAACAGCCUGUUGCUGAAAGUGAUUCUAGGGCAGAGGAUGCAGGUGAAGGCCCGCAUUUGGAACAGGAACUUUACAGCGUCAUGGAUGAUAUUUGUAAGCUGGUAGAUGCCAUUCCUAUUCAUGAGCUUAAGUCUCUGUCGUGUGCAAAAGAACUACUUCAGCACAGGGAUCUCCGGAGAAAAUUGUUAGCUAGUUCUGUCACUUUGAACACAAGAAGCACAAGCAACAUUUUUCCUAGAAAUGGGAAGGCAUGUGUGCAACAAGACUCUUCUGUGCGUUCUGGUACUUCUUUGUGUUCUGGCCCUAAUAGGAGUUUUGUCAGAAACUCACCAAAAUCUACAAAUCUUUCAUCUACGCUUUCUGGGACUGUUAACUUAAGCAAUUUUUCUACAGAAAAUAAUCAAACACUUGAUGUCUUGGAUACCUCUUAUGUUUCGAAGCAAACAGUUCAGGAGGUCAUCUGCCUAGAAACUGCAGAACUUUCUUCUUCUGAGGUGAACAGCAAAGACAGAACUUCUCUCAGCCAUCCUUCGGAGAUGUCUUUCAACAACAGCUGGUGUGAAAACACAGUGGUGAGAAACGGUGAACGCUGGCAUCUUCCGGAGAGGCCCAUUACGAGCACUGCUCUGAAAGUUCUGAGCAAAGCCCCUGCUGGCACUCCUGCAUCAGACUGUUUAGAUGUAAACGAUACAGACUUUGAUCUCGAUAAUUUUGAUAUUGAUGAUUUUGAUGAGGGCUGGGAGAAUUCAGUGACUGUUUCGGCACCUGAAACACCAUUUGCGCCAUUGUAUCAGCCGGUCAGGGAAGGGCCACCUGCCAAAUCCCUGCUCUCAAAGAUCAUCUCAGCAGCCAAAGGAUCUCCUCCUGUAUCAAAUCCUGUUGCUCCAAAAUCAAGCUUCUUGACGGCAACAAAGAACCAAACAGAGCCACUGGUUAAUAACCCCGCGCUAGAACGUUUCAGGGGUAUGAAAUUUUCCCACUCUGAAGAAAUGAUGACUAUAUUUCACAGAAAGUUUGGUUUGCACACUUUCCGGACGAAUCAACUGGAGGCCAUCAAUGCUGCUCUUCUGGGAGAAGAUUGUUUCAUCUUAAUGCCCACUGGUGGUGGUAAAAGUUUGUGCUACCAAUUACCUGCUUGUGUCUCUGCUGGAGUCACUAUUGUCAUUUCUCCGCUGAGAUCACUGAUAAUAGAUCAAGUUCAGAAGCUGAAUACUUUAGAUAUUGCUGCAACAUACCUGACUGGUGAUAGAACAGAUACUGAUGCUUCGAACAUAUAUAUGCAAUUGUCAAAAAAAGAUCCUAUAAUAAAACUUCUGUAUGUUACCCCUGAGAAGGUCUGUGCAAGCAACCGACUGAUGUCAGCCCUGGAAAAUCUUUACAACCGGAAACUCCUAGCACGUUUUGUCAUUGAUGAGGCCCACUGUGUUAGCCAGUGGGGUCAUGAUUUUCGAAAAGACUACAAACGACUGAACAUGCUCCGCAAGAAGUUUCGCUCUGUUCCUAUGAUGGCUCUUACUGCCACUGCUAACCCAAGAGUACAAAAGGAUAUUCAGAAUCAGCUUGAGAUGCUAAGACCACAAGUGUUUACGAUGAGCUUCAACAGGCAUAACUUGAAAUAUGAUGUAUUGCCCAAGAAGCCAAAGAGGGUGGCAAUGGAUUGCUUGGAAUGGAUUAAAAAAUAUCAUCCACAUGACUCUGGAAUAAUUUACUGCCUUUCACGUCACGAAUGUGACACAACUGCAGCCAUUCUGCAGAAGGAAGGUCUUUCUGCGCUUGCCUAUCAUGCUGGCCUCCCUGACUCCAACAGAGAUCUUGUGCAAAAGAAGUGGAUUAAUCAAGAAGGAUGUCAGGUUAUAUGUGCAACAAUUGCCUUUGGAAUGGGAAUAGAUAAACCUGAUGUACGAUAUGUUAUCCAUGCUUCCCUUCCUAAAUCUGUAGAAGGUUACUAUCAGGAGUCUGGCAGGGCCGGACGAGAUGGUGAAAUGUCUCACUGUCUGCUCUUCUACAGCUACAGUGAUGUAACCAGACUUAGAAGGCUAAUACUAAUGGAGAAAGACGGAAACAUUCACACGAGAGAAACCCACUUUAACAACCUGUACAGUAUGGUUCAUUACUGUGAGAACGUAGUUGAUUGCCGGAGAAUUCAGCUUUUGGCCUACUUCGGGGAAACUAAUUUUAAUCCUAACUUUUGUAAAGAUCACCCAGAAGUAAUUUGUGAUAACUGCAGUAGAAAGAAGGAUUACAAAUCAAGAAAUGUGACCGAUGAAGUGAAAAACAUUAUAAGAUUUGUACAGCAACAUUGUGGACAGAUGAGAGGAAUAAAUGCAAGGAGAAAUGCAGGUUCUGGAAGAUACACAUUGAAUAUGAUGGUAGACAUUUUCUUAGGUGCAAAGAGUGCAAAGAUUCAGUCUGGAAUAUUUGGGAAGGGGGCUGCCUACUCAAGGCAUAAUGUUGAAAGACUAUUUAGAAAACUGGUAUUGGACAAGAUUCUGGAUGAAGACUUGUAUAUUACAGCUAAUGACCAAGCUGUAGCUUAUGUAAUUCUAGGAGAGCGAGCACAGGCUGUGUUAAAUGGAUCACUACAGGUGGAAUUUCAUGAAACUGAAAGUGCCAGUGCCAUUAGAAAACAAAGGGCCUCUGUGACAAAAAUGUCACAGCGGGAAGAGAUGGUUAAAAAGUGCCUCAGUGAACUUACAGAUAUGUGCAAAACUCUUGGGAAGGUCUUUGAUGUGCAUUACUUCAAUAUUUUCAGUACUUCAACUCUAAAGAAAAUAGCAGAAACCUUGUCUUCUGAUGUGGAGGUUUUGCUGCAGAUAGAUGGAGUCACAGAAGAUAAACUGGAAAAAUAUGGCGCAGAAAUAAUUAAAGUGAUGGAUAAGUACUCUGAAUGGACCAUACCAGAUGCUGCCUGCCAAAGUGUGGACACAGCUGCGGGGAGUACUGGCGCACCUGAGAGUGAAGAAGAAGCAGGAGAUGGAGUUACAACCUCAAGCUAUUUUUGCAAUAAUGCAAACCAAAGAAGGAAAAGGAAAAGGCCGCCAAACUUCAGAGAAUCCAAGAAGAAAAAGACAAGCAGUGCUGGUAGCCAGCAGUUUCAUCCCAAAGGUGGUUACAGCAAGUACCGAAGGACCAAAAGGCCAUCCAACUCUAAGACUCCACCUUCAUCUGGCUACAGCUCAGCAUCUUACGGUGCCACACAAGGAACUGUUGGAAAGCUGGGGAUUAUGGCACCACCGAAGCCGAAAAACAGGCAAUUCCUUCAGCCUUCAUAUUCGAUAUUGUAACUAGGAAAAUGUAAAUACUGUAUAAAAGCAUGCCAUGAAGC
Cygnus atratus (black swan) is the source of this 4001-nucleotide messenger RNA. It is a transcript of the gene BLM, whose product is annotated as BLM RecQ like helicase. Gene Ontology annotation, cellular component: chromosome; cytoplasm; nucleus. Bases 64 to 3960 code for a protein of 1298 amino acids. The transcript has 20 exons. The record is from RefSeq and is a predicted model, not a curated record. NCBI's taxonomy places the organism in Eukaryota, Metazoa, Chordata, Aves, Anseriformes, Anatidae. Gene Ontology annotation, biological process: double-strand break repair via homologous recombination; telomere maintenance; DNA replication. Gene Ontology annotation, molecular function: 3'-5' DNA helicase activity; DNA binding; four-way junction helicase activity.